Scleropages formosus (Asian bonytongue) is the source of this 2000-nucleotide messenger RNA. RefSeq names its product CAP-Gly domain-containing linker protein 4-like. The coding region runs from base 575 to 1867 and encodes 430 amino acids. The record is from RefSeq and is a predicted model, not a curated record. Lineage: Eukaryota; Metazoa; Chordata; Actinopteri; Osteoglossiformes; Osteoglossidae. The transcript is spliced from 10 exons.
UGAGAUGUAUCUCUCUACUUUUUUUCAGCAAUUUGGAGAAAAACUGUACUUGAAAGGUGUAGGGAGGAGGUCAUGAUAUAGGGAAGCUGAAAUAAUCAGAACACGUGUUUUCAUUUAGUGCUGGUAUUAUGGUGACGCAGCUGAGCAAUACGAACUGCGGUGCCGUAAGAUUGUUGCUGACCUCUGGAACAGACGGAUACUUGUCAUUAUUCGUCUGCAUUGAUCACGUUUCCAUUUCCCCCCUGAAUACUGUUAAAGUAUUACUGUGAGAUGAAGUCGCGACGCUGAUCACGCAGCUCUGGGUCUAAUCUAAAUCACGGACUUUCCGCUGCAAGGUCGGUUUGUAGCGCACUUGCCCUGUGAUUGGCUGGAAAGAAAAAAAAAAAAAAAAAAAAAAAAAAAAAACGUGCCGCACAGGCGCGCUCCCGUGGGCCAGGUGUGCGGUGACCGCGAGGGGGGACACGAGACUAUUGGCGAUUUGUUCGUGUGAAACAUGGCUGACGGGCGCCGCGGGGAAGGCGCCAGCGCUGGGAAGGCGACGUCCACCUGGCCCUGAAGGGUUUCCGGAGUGGCCAUGGACGGCAGCGAGCGGCCGCGGGGCUCUGGCAGCUGUGCGGAACUGGAGCCCGACUCGGUAGACGAGGACCGCGAGAUCGCGUCUAGCGCCGUGCUGCUCGUCCUCGGCGGGGUGAGGAAGGGGACGGUCCACCUGUGCUCCGCUGUGGCCGAGCUGAUGCGCGAGAACCGCCGGAUAAAGGCUGUGCAGUCUACACGAGUGGGAGUCUUGCUCUUGCCAGGACCUGUGGCAGUUUCUGCCUACUGGGCUGAACAUCCUAGAGCCUGGGCCUCUCACAGGUGUCCUCCUGUGCACAGCUUACGGAGGACCGUGGAAGCUCAGAGAGCCCAAAUCCGGCUCCUCAGAAGCAUGCCUCCUGCAGCAAGGGCCAUGUGGCCUCAGACAAGGACCCCUUCCAGUGCUUCCUGCUAUUCGUCAGCAUCCCUGUCAACCUCACAGGACUUUGGUGUCUCCCCUUCAUGCAGUAGCUCGGGAAGGGGGAGUCUGUCCCCUGGUGUGCCUCUUCCAAUCCUGCCUCCCCUGUCACCCCCCCAGAACAAUGUCUCAACAGCUCACAGGAGAGUGGCCACGGUACACUCCCCCAGACAGACAGGCCAGCAAGACUCCCUAGAGCUGCAGGUCCCCCUCACACAGCCACAUCCCAGCUCACCUCCAUUCUGCAGAAGAGCAAGUAGUAAGUGGGAAAGGAAGCCAGAAGAACUCUCCCCUGAGAAAGAUGUUCAGGCAUCAGAAAAAAAGCAAAAGAAAAAAAAGACCAGCAGCAUCUAUAAAGAAGACCUGAGCAUAGAGCCAGACUUUGCUAACCUAGGGUUGAAAUGGAGAUGUUCUCCAGAGCCCAGCUCAUCCUCACAGUGUGAUGCCAGAGAAGGCAGCAGUCACACGUCCAGAUCAAAGCACCGUUUGAAAAUGAACGACCGUGUGGUACUGAACAGCAAGCAGAAAGGUGUGGUCCGCUUCAUUGGACCCCUGGAGAACUCUACUACCGGUGAGGUGUUCAUCGGGGUGGAGUUAGACACAGCCUGUGGAGAGAGUGACGGAACAUUCCAUGGGAUACGAUACUUUAAAUGCAAGCCCAACUGUGGUACCUUUACUACAGUGUCACAUCUUAAAAAGCUCUCAAAGCAGUCAAGCCCCCAGAGCCAACCCAUUACUAGGACUGACUCAAGUGACUCUGAUGGAGGGGCAACAUCUGCUAAGGGCCCUAAAAGCAGGCUGCGGCGCACCAGGAACCAGAAGAACGUCGCUGUUCUUGUCCACUGGGAGCCUGAAUCAGGCUCUGGAACAUCAUGACAGGCAUGCUGGCAUACUGCAUUACAGGCUAGUCCACUGCAGACCUGUUGUGCUGAACUUACUAGUAAGAAUGCAAUAUUGACUCAAGCCCUUUGGCUUUUGUGUGACAGGUACCUAAUUAUAGUAGGUUUUC